This is a messenger RNA of Nannospalax galili (Upper Galilee mountains blind mole rat), 1174 nucleotides long. It is a transcript of the gene Rnf122, whose product is annotated as ring finger protein 122. The transcript is spliced from 6 exons. The coding region runs from base 114 to 581 and encodes 155 amino acids. The record is from RefSeq and is a predicted model, not a curated record. NCBI's taxonomy places the organism in Eukaryota, Metazoa, Chordata, Mammalia, Rodentia, Spalacidae.
CCCCCAACUCCUCCGGGAGUUGAUCUCCGCAGCCCCGGGAGCACCUACCGCCCUCCUGCACCCGCCGGCCGCCGCGCCCCCGUUCCUCCGGGAAGCCGACCUCGACUUCAUUGAUGCACCCAUUCCAGUGGUGUAACGGGUGUUUCUGUGGCCUGGGACUGGUGAGCACCAACAAGUCCUGCUCAAUGCCACCUAUCAGUUUCCAGGACCUUCCCCUCAACAUCUACAUGGUCAUCUUUGGAACAGGCAUCUUUGUCUUCAUGCUCAGCCUCAUCUUCUGCUGUUAUUUCAUCAGCAAACUCCGGAACCAGGCACAGAGCGAGCGAUAUGGCUACAAGGAGGUGGUGCUUAAAGGUGAUGCCAAGAAGUUACAGCUCUAUGGGCAGACCUGUGCAGUUUGUCUGGAAGACUUCAAGGGAAAGGACGAGCUAGGUGUGCUUCCAUGCCAGCAUGCUUUCCACCGCAAGUGUCUGGUGAAGUGGCUAGAAGUGCGCUGUGUCUGCCCCAUGUGUAACAAGCCCAUUGCUGGCCCCACGGAGGCCACUCAGAGCAUCGGGAUUCUGUUGGAUGAGCUGGUGUGAAGGCUUGACGGCUGCCUGCAUGGACUGGAGAAGACUUCUUGCUUUGUGGGCACCUGGUUCCUCUACAGAAUGAACAAGACUGUUGGGUGGCAUGGGGCUGGGCUUCCAGCAGGGUAGGACUAUUGCCAGACUUGCCCGUCUCUGCCUCCUAGAACUUCUUUCCUAUUACCCAGUACCAACGGCUUCACCCAGCCUGACCACUCUAUUCCUGGUACUAGAUUCUCCACCCGCUUCAUUCUUGCCCGGGAAAGGAGUCUACCCUUGUCUGGCUAUGCAAAUGGGCACUUCAUUUGGAGGACAAGCUCCUCUGAUCUGGAAGGAAGGACCUGACGUUGCCCCGCCAUGAUCCUCCUGCCAGAGUCUUCCAUGGGAUGGUUUGAAGGGAAGGAACCAAGACAGGAGAGGCUCUGCGUGAAGUAGGGGAAGACAGGGCCUAGAAAAGGGAAAAGUCAUGUUUACAUGGGACCUAGGAACCAGGCUGACCUCAUGCUGGCCAACUGCAGGGUGAUGGGGCCACCCCUUCCCUGUUAGGAUCUCGGUGCUGUCCAUUUUCUCCUCCUCCCCUGGUUGAUCUCAGAGCUUCCUACUCCAUA